Ochotona curzoniae (black-lipped pika) is the source of this 4100-nucleotide messenger RNA. It is a transcript of the gene IRF2BPL, whose product is annotated as interferon regulatory factor 2 binding protein like. Gene Ontology annotation, cellular component: nucleus. Gene Ontology annotation, biological process: regulation of transcription by RNA polymerase II. The coding region runs from base 855 to 3242 and encodes 795 amino acids. NCBI's taxonomy places the organism in Eukaryota, Metazoa, Chordata, Mammalia, Lagomorpha, Ochotonidae. The transcript has a single exon. Gene Ontology annotation, molecular function: transcription corepressor activity. The record is from RefSeq and is a predicted model, not a curated record.
CGCGCGCCUCCGGAACGUAGAGUAACAAUCACAACCCCACAUUCCGGGCGAGCGCGAGCCAGCGAGCGGGAAGGGAUGCGAGCCGGGCCGAGGCGCCGCGCGAGCGCCCUGCAGCCAACGUGAGCGCCGGUGGGAGCCUGCGUGCGUGCGCUCCCCUCCUCGGGCUCGCGUGCGUCCUGGAAGCGGUGGCCGUGGCGGCUCCCUCCGGCGUGCAGAGCCAGCCCGCCGCCAGCAGCAGACGCUGCUCCUGCUGUUGCGGAGGGGAGCAGCUCCUCUCUCGGCUGCCACUCCCCACCCCCGGCCCUCGGGGGAAGCAGCGGCUUCGGCAAGACUGGACCUGGGCAGCGGGUGGCACAGCUCUCGAGCCCUCGCCCCAGGGAGCCCAGCGGGGGAGAGGACGCAGCGCCCAAGGGGGCCCCCAGGGGAGAGGAAGAGGCAGCCCCAGCCGAACUUGCACGCAGCUGCAGCCACUCCGGGGAGGGGGCCAAGAGGCAAAGGCGGUCGGCACGGGGCACCCUCGCCCCCUCCCCCCCGGCCCGGAGCUUCCCACCUCGGUCCGCGACACCAGGAAGACGGCGCCCGAGCCCCUCUCCCGUCGAGACCGCCGCAGUAGGAGGUGGGGGCGAGGAGCGUGCUGAGCGAGUCCUCCGCCCGGGGCGUGGAGCCCCCGCCGAGGGGCGCGGCGCCUGCGGCCGAGACUCGCGCAGGCUCCAGCCCCUCGGGCACAACUUUCUCGCCCCCCUCCUUCCCCGCAGCCGGACUGCCCUGCCCAGCCAAGCCGUCGUUCCGGAGGAGAAGGCGCGCCGGAGCCAGCCCGGGCGCGGGGGCCCUGCCUUUCCCCAAGGGUCGGCAUCAUGUCGGCAGCGCAGGUGUCCUCGUCCCGGAGACAAUCGUGCUACCUGUGCGACCUGCCCCGCAUGCCCUGGGCCAUGAUCUGGGACUUCUCGGAACCCGUCUGCCGCGGUUGCGUCAACUACGAGGGCGCCGACCGCAUCGAGUUCGUGAUUGAGACGGCGCGCCAGCUCAAGCGGGCGCACGGCUGCUUCCAGGACGGCCGCUCCCCCGGGCCGCCGCCUCCCGUCGGGGUCAAGACAGUGGCCCUGUCGGCCAAGGAGGCGGCGGCGGCGGCAGCAGCAGCGGCGGCCGCCGCGCAACAGCAACAGCAGCAGCAGCAGCAACAGCAGCAACAGCAGCAAGUCAACCACGUCGAUGGGUCCAGCAAGCCCGCGGUGCUGGCCGCCCCGUCCGCCUUGGAGCGCUACGGCCUGAGUGCAGCCGCCGCCGCCGCUGCCGCCGCCGCCGUGGAACAGCGCACCCGCUUCGAGUAUCCGCCGCCGCCGGUGAGUCUGGGCAGCAGCGGCCACGCCGCACGACUGCCCAACGGCCUGGGCGGCCCGAACGGCUUCCCCAAGCCGGCGCCAGAGGACGGUCCCCCGGAGCUGAACCGCCAGAGUCCCAACUCGUCCACAGCGGCGGCGACAGUGGCUUCUCGGCGUGGCACGCAUGGUGGGCUGGUGACGGGGCUCCCCAACCCUGGUGGUGCUGGUGGCGGCGGCGGCGGGGGUCCCCAGCUCACCGUCCCCCCCAACCUGCUGCCGCAGACGCUGCUUAAUGGCCCGGCCCCCGCCACCGUGCUGCCUCCGCCCCCACCCCACGGCCUGGGCAGCCGAGGACCCCCUACACCCGCGCCCCCCGGCGCCCCCGGGGGGCCCGCUUGCUUGGCCGGCGCGGCUGCUGGCGUAGCGGCCGCAUCGUCGUCGUCGGCCACGGCGUCGUCUUCAACCUCGUCGUCGGUGGCCGAGGUGGGCGUGGGGACCGGUGGCAAGAGGCCCGGCUCGGUGUCGAGCACGGACCAGGAGCGCGAGCUCAAGGAGAAGCAGCGCAACGCCGAGGCCCUAGCCGAGUUGAGCGAGAGCCUGCGCAACCGCGCCGAGGAGUGGGCCAACAAGCCCAAGAUGGUCCGCGACACCCUGCUCACGCUGGCUGGCUGCACGCCCUACGAGGUGCGCUUCAAGAAGGACCACUCGCUGCUGGGCCGGGUCUUCGCCUUCGACGCCGUCUCCAAGCCCGGGAUGGACUACGAGCUGAAACUGUUCAUCGAGUACCCCACGGGCUCGGGCAACGUGUACUCGAGCGCGUCCGGGGUGGCCAAGCAGAUGUACCAGGAUUGCAUGAAGGACUUCGGCCGUGGUCUCUCUUCCGGCUUCAAGUACCUGGAAUACGAGAAGAAGCACGGCUCCGGGGACUGGCGCCUUCUGGGGGACCUGCUGCCCGAGGCCGUGCGCUUCUUCAAGGAGGGCGUGCCCGGCGCCGACAUGCUGCCCCAGCCCUACCUGGACGCCAGCUGUCCCAUGCUGCCCACCGCUCUGGUGAGCCUCAGCCGCGCCCCCAGUGCGCCUCCAGGAACGGGAGCCCUGCCGCCCGCCGCGCCCUCGGGCCGGAGCACAGCCUCCAGCCUGCGCAAGAGGAAAGCGUCCCCGGAGCCCCCAGACUCAGCCGAGGGCGCGCUGAAGCUGGGCGAGGAGCAGCAGAGACAGCAGUGGAUGGCGAACCAGAGCGAGGCGUUGAAGCUCACCAUGACUGCCGGGGGCUUUGCGGCUCCGGGACACGCGGCAGGGGGGCCGCCACCACCACCUCCGCCGCCGCCACCACCACCCCUGGGACCCCAUUCCAACCGGACCACCCCGCCCGAAUCGGCACCCCAGAACGGCCCGUCCCCCAUGGCCGCCCUCAUGUCGGUGGCAGACACUCUGGGCACGGCGCACUCGCCCAAGGACGGCAGCUCUGUGCAUUCUACCACUGCAUCGGCCAGGCGCAACAGCAGCAGCCCGGUGUCCCCGGCCUCGGUGCCGGGUCAGCGCCGCUUGGCAUCACGCAAUGGGGACCUGAAUCUGCAGGUGGCGCCUCCGCCGCCGACCGCCCACCCGGGCCUGGACCAAGUGCAUCCCCAAAACAUUCCAGACUCUCCUAUGGCCAAUAGUGGACCCCUGUGCUGUACCAUUUGCCACGAACGUUUGGAGGACACGCAUUUCGUUCAGUGCCCGUCCGUCCCCAGCCACAAAUUCUGCUUUCCCUGCUCCAGAGAGAGCAUCAAGGCCCAGGGGGCCACAGGCGAAGUGUACUGCCCCAGCGGAGAGAAAUGCCCCUUGGUUGGGUCAAAUGUACCUUGGGCUUUCAUGCAGGGGGAAAUCGCGACUAUCUUAGCGGGGGAUGUUAAAGUGAAAAAGGAGAGAGACCCUUGAACCACGGAGGGUAGGGGGGAUCCGCUGCAGCCGCCGCCUUUGCGCUAGACCAGCCCCGCGACCAGCCAGAGAGCCCCUCUCUCCCACCCGCUGCCUCCCCCCCCCACUUCCCGGCCCCUCACCCAAGAUGUAGAAUUGUGAAUAUAACACCUGCAAAAAGUUAGUCUCCUGUAUAGACGUUAUUUUCGUCGUCUGUUUAUAUUUUGAAACAAAGGUAUGUAACUUCUUGGUUUGGAGGAUGAACCGGUGUGUGUUGAGCGGGAUGAUAUCGGAUCAUUUCCUUCGCCUUCGUUAAUGUUUAUUUGGCGGCAGAAUGUUUGCCUAGGUACUGAAUUAAUAGCCCUUAGCAACCACUGCUGCUGCUGUGUAUUUUUGUAAAUGUUAUGCUCUCUCUGAAAGGAAAAACACACAAAAGAAAAAGACUUUUUUUUGUGCCAAGGCCAGUGUUGCUGCCUAAAAAAAAUAAUAUGAUGUUAGGAAAACGGUAAAAGCUUCUCUCUAACCAGCCCCAAGUGUUGAAGUCCUCGUUUUGUUCAUUUCUGUUUUGUUUUCCUGUUUUGUUUGCGACAAUGGUAAGGGGGGCGUUGGGAGGGGACAGGGGUGUUUUCCAUUGCAAGUUUGUGAGGGGGGGCAAUGUUUUGGUUCGUUUCUGCUGACCUGGAUGUGUUGGGUCCUCUCCGUGUUGUUUUUUUUGUUUUGUUUUUUUGCUUUAUUGAUGCACGGAUGCUUUUGAACCAGUAGAGCGAAAUGCUAGACAUGGAGAAUCUGCUGUUUGUCCUUUAUACAUUUCUGUAGUUAACACAACACUGUAAUGUGCCUUGGAGCUUAGUAACUUGUAAUAAAUUCAAUUGAUAUGAA